GGCGGGGCCUGGUGGCAGAAGGGACACGUGUGUCAGGGGGGGAAGCAGGAAGUGACUGCGGGAGUGGAGCCGGUGGAGCGAGCGGCAGCGGGGCUGAUGGAAGUGGAGUGGGGGCUGGAGAGGGCACCCCACAGGCCUGGCUGAGGCCUCAGACUGUGCUUGUCUCACCUCCGCUGGUUCUGCGACCACACUUGGAGCAGCAAGCUAUAUCCACCAUGCUUCAAGGCCACAGCACUGUGUUCCAGGCCUUGCUGGGGACCUUCUUCACCUGGGGGAUGACAGCAGCUGGGGCAGCACUCGUGUUUAUAUUCUCUAGUGGACAGAGGCGGAUCCUGGAUGGAAGCCUUGGCUUUGCUGCAGGGGUCAUGUUAGCAGCUUCUUAUUGGUCUCUCCUGGCCCCAGCAGUUGAGAUGGCCAUGUCCUCAGGGGGCUUUGGUGUUUUUGCCUUCAUCCCAGUGGCCGUUGGCUUCACACUUGGGGCUGCUUUCGUCUACCUGGCUGACCUCCUGAUGCCGCACCUGGGUGCAGCAGAAGACCCCCAGAUGGCCUUGGCACUGAACUUAGACUCUACGUUGAUGAAGAAGAAGUCAGAUCCUGAGGGCCCAACACUGCUGUUCCCUGAGAGCGAGCUCUCCAUCCGGAUAGGUAGCACUGGGCAGCUUUCAGGCAAGCUCUCUGCCACAGACAAGAGCGAGAACGGCGAUGCGUACCAGAGAAGGAAGGUGAUGGCUGGCGGCCCCACAGAGGGCCCUGCUACCCUGGCACCUUCUCGGGAGCACCUGGUUCAGCCCAGCAGCAGCAGCUGGAGGAGAAUCACGCUGCUCAUCCUGGCCAUCACCAUACACAACAUCCCAGAGGGUCUUGCUGUUGGAGUCGGCUUUGGGGCUGUGGAAAAGACAAUAUCAGCUACCUUUGAGAGUGCCAGGAAUUUGGCCCUUGGAAUUGGAAUCCAGAAUUUCCCAGAGGGCCUGGCUGUCAGCCUCCCUUUGCGAGGGGCGGGCUUCUCCACCUGGCGAGCUUUCUGGUACGGGCAGCUGAGCGGCAUGGUGGAGCCCCUGGCUGGGGUCUUUGGUGCCUUUGCUGUGGUGCUGGCUGAGCCUAUCCUGCCGUACGCUCUCGCCUUUGCUGCUGGCGCCAUGGUUUACGUGGUCAUGGAUGACAUCAUCCCGGAAGCCCAGAUCAGUGGUAACGGGAAGCUGGCGUCCUGGGCGUCCAUCCUGGGAUUCGUGGUGAUGAUGUCACUGGACGUGGGGCUGGGCUAGCACCGAGACCCUUCAGACUCCAGGAAAGGCAGCACAAGACUUCUGCGGGACCACGAGCCUCUUUCUGCAAAUUAAAACGCUGUUCCUUUCUUUCCUCUUCAUCUCGUUAUCUGGAUCCAUUCUGAUGAUAAUCUGACCAUUUUUACUUCGCUUUUGAGGGAGAUACUGGCUUUCUUUAGAAUCUCACGGUGUCGCGGACCUACAGGGUUUUGUUUUGCCCGCUGAAUGAAUCUUCCUUCGGUGGGAUUGUCAAGGACGUACAGAUCAGGGAAAUCUCUCCUCUCCUCCCUCAGUCUCCCUCUCUAGACUCAGUGACAACUCCUCAAGGUCACCCACAGAAGUAAGUUCCCUGGAGAAGUCUCCUUAGCACUUAGGCCUAGGGCUCAGAGCAGAUUGGAGGCGCCCCUUCUGCUCCAUCAGUGCAGAUCUUCUGCCUGCCUAGGAUGCAGGAACCAGAGGAGGGUGAAUACAGCACCCUUUUUCAGAAGCCGAGCCAGCCUGAAGAGGAACGCACCUUCCUCUCCCUCCCCCAGAGAGAUGGGCACAGGAGAGGCCGCAGACAAAGGGAAGUCAGCCAGUGUUCAUCCUUUUUUUUUUAAGACAAAAAUCUGUAUUAUUGAUGGUAAAGGGAUUCCAAAAUUAGCACAGGUAGGAACACAGGAAAACAGGAGUGUGGCUUUGAGCAGAGGCCUCUGUUCUUGAUGGGUUCCGGGAACAGAGUGUUCGUCAUGGUUCCCCAAUUCCUAAGCAUUAAUUUUUUUCAAGCUUAUAGGUUCCAUCUUUCUAAGAGACUUGAGAAUACCAGCAAACUGCUAGAACUCAAACUCUUCGCUAGCUCACGAAGGGAAUUACUUAAGCGAAGUGAAGGAAGGGCGUUGGAGCCUAGAGCGGCUCCUUGCCUGCUGACCAUUUGGUAACUUAUCACCCAGCCAAUGACCCUUGAGCUCCAGUGGGUUUUGCUGGAGUCUGGCCAGAAGGCUUGAGAAGGAACAGGAAGAAAGGUACAAAGAAGAGAGAUAUCUUGACACUUCCCUCUUAAAGUAAAUUUUAGCCAAGUUAUUCUGAAAGGACCAUAAAGAACGACUGGAGCUAGACUAGAAGCCAACCUACACCUUACACCCAUAGCUUCUCCAGCCAGGGGGAUAGGAGCUGUCUGCUUCAACACAGUGAAAGCCUAUGUUCUCCUUGGUUAGAGGAGCCUAUAGGAUUUUGAGCAACUCUACCAAGAAAGCAGCCAACCCACAGAGCCAGGCAUUCAGGCAUGGUGUUAUCAAUUCCUGCUCUCUGAGUUUACAUGGUCAGUUGCUUCCAAGGGUGAAUCUCCUGCUCUGUGAAUGCUCUAAGACCACGAAAGCCAACUUUGUGCUGGGUCUGUGCAUAUUCUUCCAAAGCACUGUUGAUCAAAACUGAAGACACAUUCAGAGGUUGGAUUGGUUGAGAUUAGCUGGGUUGGUGGUUGAUGUAUGUGUACAUUUCAUUGUUUUAAUGUCUGUAUGUAGUUCUACAUAAUGCAAAUUGUUCUUUCUGCUGGAUAAGACCUCGUAACUGUGAUUAAUAUUAAUAAAAGGAAUAUUGUUGUGGAA
Chinchilla lanigera (long-tailed chinchilla) is the source of this 2845-nucleotide messenger RNA. It is a transcript of the gene Slc39a11, whose product is annotated as solute carrier family 39, member 11. The record is from RefSeq and is a predicted model, not a curated record. Gene Ontology annotation, molecular function: zinc ion transmembrane transporter activity. Bases 216 to 1262 code for a protein of 348 amino acids. Gene Ontology annotation, biological process: zinc ion transmembrane transport. NCBI's taxonomy places the organism in Eukaryota, Metazoa, Chordata, Mammalia, Rodentia, Chinchillidae. Gene Ontology annotation, cellular component: membrane. The transcript has 11 exons.